Molecule: messenger RNA, 942 nt
Organism: Thermochaetoides thermophila DSM 1495
Lineage: Eukaryota; Fungi; Ascomycota; Sordariomycetes; Sordariales; Chaetomiaceae
Exons: 2
Coding region: 1-942 (313 amino acids)
Biological process (GO): error-prone translesion synthesis; error-free translesion synthesis
Cellular component (GO): nucleus
Molecular function (GO): deoxycytidyl transferase activity; DNA-directed DNA polymerase activity
Source: RefSeq, a predicted model, not a curated record
AUGCCUGCCCCUCCCAAGUCAAAUCACCCUUUGGCAGAGCCGCGCCUUUGCCAUGUGUUUGACCCCUGGAACUCAGCAUCAACAGGCCACCAGCUUGCCGAAGGUCAAAGGUCCCAAGGCUGGCGCGAUAUCCGUAACUUCCAAUUGAACAAGCAGUUUGGGGCAGACGUAGGAAAGCUCUCAAAUAACCAGCUAGGCAAACUUGUCUCGAGUCUCAAGCACGACGCUCCAGCUCGGCCCGGCAGGACCGUUGCUGACAUGUUACGCAACCCAGGGACCAUGCUAGUAGGCCCCAGCACCUCCAAGAAGCCAUCAACAUCAUCUUCAGUCCCAGAAUUAGUCCCGACAACCCUCCGCCCCGGUCCAAUCUCUCUCACCAAGCCAGCCACGAACGACCAGAAGAAGCCCCUGACAGCCGAAGAUCAUCGCUUCGCCCAGGCUCGGAAGGCCAAUGAAGAGGAUCUUCAGGCGGAGAAGACCCAGCGCGCGCGCGGCCGUGAGGCUGGCCGCCUCAUCUUCGAGGGCGUGGUCGUCUACAUCAAUGGCAGCACCUACCCGCUGGUAUCGGACCACCGUCUGCGGCAGCUACUGGCCCGGCAUGGCGCCCGCAUGUCGCUGCACCUGGGUCGGAGGAGCGUUACGCACGUCAUUAUUGGGCGGCCGGCGGCCCUGGGGCCGUCAGCUACUGGGAGUGUUGCUGCUGGAGGGGGCCUGGCCGCGGGGAAGCUAGAGAAGGAAACUCGGCGGGUUGGAGGGUCGGGCGUGAAGUACGUGGGUGUGGAAUGGGUAUUGGAGAGCAUCAAGGCCGGCAAGCGACUCCCCGAGUCCCGGUUUGCGAUCCUCAAAAUAGCACCUCGGAGACAGCAGAGUAUUCUCGGUGCCUUCUCGAAGCACGAAGACGGGAAUUCGCCGCAGCUACCCGCUUCGUUCCGGACUCGCUAA